UGCCCCUCAUCUUUUCAGUGCCUCAUCUUUCAGUACCUCAUAUUUCAGCACCUCAUAUUUCAGUACCUCAUAUUCAGUACCUAAAGUACCUCUAUCGAUAACAUAACUGUUAUGUAUAGAGGAUAAACUAGAUCCAAGUGUUAUUUUAUCUUCUAUCGUUCCCUUGGUGUCUCUAAAUUUAAACUUUCUACUGUGCUUAUAAGUUUAUUGUCGACGCGACACCUAAGCGAAGCCUCACUCUUUUUUCCUUCUUAGUUUUCGCGUAAGAUUGCAGUCUCGAAUUCAGAUUUUAGGUCCAGUAGUCGGGGAAGAGCAUGCGGUGACAGUGAAAGCUCAGAUUACCCGGCCGACGAGAAAUUUAUAUCUUAGGUAUAAAAUCACAAACACAUGGAGAUGCCCAUAAACAACCACAUCCACAUACGCCUUUAUGCGAACCGGUGACGUGACUCCAUAAGUCAAGAUGGCGGAGGACGACGUUCGUGAAGUCGAACUAUCUACGAUAGCAGCCAUAUAUCCCGAGCUGCAAAUCGACGAAAAUGACCCUUAUAAGGUCUCGAUAGAACUGCCUGUGAGCUUGGCAAGUCCUGUAACCGUACUCUUCCCAGCUGCGACCGAAGGCGCACCUCCAGUCGAGCCGGUACAGGAACAACUUCCAGUAGUAGCAGCCGUAGAUUCACAUGCCUUGUCAAAUCUACCAUCACUGCAGGUCCACAUAGAGCUUCCAGAAGGAUAUCCCCUGGAGAAGCCCCCCAGAGUCGAUAUUUCGACUUCCCCUCCUUGGCUGUCAGGGGACAUCUUGCGCAAACUUGAAACCGACGUGGUAGAUCUGUGGAAAGAUAUCGGACGCGAUCAAGUUAUAUUUACGUACAUCGACAAUCUACAACAAGCUUCCGAAAACAUAUUCGGGUUAGUCGACAAUAAAGGACGUUUAGAAGUUGGACCGGAACACAAGAUAGCGAUUCUUGACUACGAUAUCAAGGCGAAGCAGAGGGCUUUCGACAAGGAGACAUUUGAGUGUGGUAUCUGUCUAGAUCCCAAAAAGGGGAGUGUUUGCCACAAAAUGCUCGACUGCGGACAUGUAUUCUGCGUACAGUGCUUACAAGACUUUUAUAACAAUGCUAUUAAGGAGGGCGAUAUAGCUUCUAUACAAUGUCUCGAACCAAACUGUGCCAAGGAACGGGAGGAUGCUGUUAAAGGCUCUGCUAAAAAGAAGAAAGCUAAGACCUCCAUCAAUCCCAGCGAGCUCUUACAAAUUUCACUAGAGCGUGAAAUGGUCAUGCGCUAUGCCAUGCUCAAACACAAAAACGAACUCGAGUCGGAUAAGAACACCGUAUAUUGUCCUCGUUCGUGGUGUCAAGGUGCGGCCCGAUCAAAGAAGCAUAAGAAGCCCGAAGGGCUUGAAUUUGUCGAAGCAUCUGACGAGGAGUCCGAUGCAGAGAGUGACGCAAAGGAUGAUGCGAAGACGAAGGAUUCGGAUCAAGAUGUACUUGCUAUCUGCGAGGACUGUGGGUUCGCUUUCUGUGCUCGUUGUGGGCAGUCAUGGCAUGGCCCAUUCAAGUAUUGUGUACCGAAAGAAAGGAAGGACGAGAUCACGGAGGAGGAACAGGCGUCCCUAGAGUAUCUGAAGAUGCACACAACUCCGUGUCCUACCUGCGCCGCUCCGUGUCAGAAGACACACGGCUGCAACCAUAUGCGUUGCUUCAGGUGCCAGACACACUUCUGCUACCUUUGCUCUGCUUGGCUCGACCCUUCUAAUCCGUAUCGACACUUCAACGUUCAACCUUCAGGUAAGGUAAACGGUUGUUACAUGAGGCUAUGGGAGUUGGAGGGGGGAGAUGGCGGCGAUGUUGGAAUUGCAUUCGAGGGAAACGCGGUUAGGAACAGGGCCGUUGCUCCUGGCCAAUAUGGUCAACACUUAGAAAUUGUCCAACAGCGCAUUGAUAACGAUGCGGAUGACGAGCCUGACGAGGCUGAUGAAGCGCCAGUAGCGAUAGAACGCCAACAACCGCCAAGGGAUCAGCCUAAUGGAAGAGUCGCCGUGGCCCGUGAAGGACCGCUUGUACUCCGAAUCGAGGGCGACGCACCGCCGGCUCAGGACGUAGUGCGACGUCGUCAGCCCGGCAUUCCAAACCCCCAUAACGAAGCCCACGCCUUUAACGUGGGUCAACGAGGGGGCCGAGGAAAUAGGAGAGGUAGAGGCCCCGGGGUAAAUCGGCAAAACAACCGAAAUCGAGUUCAGGGGCAGAACCAACAAAUGAAUAACAACGGUCGCAACGGCCAGAAUGGGAUGAGGGAGGGCGAUGUGCUCCGCGGAGACGGCCAACUGGAUGCGAGAGAGGCGGCAUGGAUUCGCCAAUUCGUGCAGCUGGCACUUAACGACCAGGAAGAUCUGGUCGAGGACAGUGAUGACGACUAGACCGGGGAGCUUUGAUAGGCUCAAAUCGGCUCUAGGCAUCAAGCAUGCGAGGCACGAUAUUCCUAAGAUGGUAAUAGCACAGGCGCAGCGGUCAUUUCUCUUCGCGAAUUUGGCCACACAAUAGCUCGAGUGUAUCGAACUCCCGAAGGGAGGUUGACCAGAACCGGACGUUAGCUGGUAACGAAUGGGGCGCUAUGUUGCAUCUCUAGCGGCUUCCGGCAGCUGUCACGGGGGCGGGUUCUGCCUGGCACGUCUAACGAAUCGCUUCGUUCGUGCUAAAGUUACAGCGGGCAUGCUGAGAUAGGCAGAUCUCGCCGGCUCGCAAUGUUACGCCGAAGUAACAUUCUAGUAAUCUUUAAAACGACACCCUUGAAUUUAUCGGUUUUUUUUUAAAAAAAAAAAUGAAAAUAGCGUUUCGACGAACAACACUCCCCCCCCUCCCCUUCCCCUCCCUUAGCCCCUAGCGAGCUGAGCAACGGCUUGGAUAGAUAUAUCGACCAGGCAGAACUAACGCAUCAAACAGGGGCAAAGGGGGGUCAGAUAGCUAAUAAUAAAUAUGUCUAAUAUAGUAUAUAUUAUCGAAAUACCGUAAGCACUCAAAA
Messenger RNA from Daldinia caldariorum, 3018 nucleotides. RefSeq names its product RWD-domain-containing protein. Gene Ontology annotation, molecular function: zinc ion binding; ubiquitin protein ligase activity; ubiquitin conjugating enzyme binding. The transcript has 4 exons. Gene Ontology annotation, cellular component: ubiquitin ligase complex; cytoplasm. The record is from RefSeq and is a predicted model, not a curated record. NCBI's taxonomy places the organism in Eukaryota, Fungi, Ascomycota, Sordariomycetes, Xylariales, Hypoxylaceae. Gene Ontology annotation, biological process: ubiquitin-dependent protein catabolic process; positive regulation of proteasomal ubiquitin-dependent protein catabolic process; protein polyubiquitination. Bases 461 to 2416 code for a protein of 651 amino acids.